GAUGCUUGCAGGGGAAGCGUGAACACAAAGAAACCACAGCCGUCGGAUUGGGAAGAACAAAAGACAAGAAAUCUCAAACCAAGUGAGGAACCUGAUUUACGACAACAGUUUAAAUUAAAAACAGUCUUGAUUUUCCAUUUCUAUCCAUAUUCGAACCAUUAUUUACAUGGCAUAUGAUAGGAGGGGGACAUUACACUGCCGUUAUCCAGGAGAGAGUGAAGCUUGAGCGGUGAGACGUUGUUCUAGUGUUUCCCGAUGGCUUGGUGUUCAUGGGCAGUGCUCUCUCUCUGCCAAGCCGUGGUCCUGGUGCCUCUGUAGCGUUUGGGGCGGGCAGGGACUGCGUUGACGGUUGAGGACGAUGACUGUCUUGGAGGCUGCUAGUUGACACAGAGGAGAGGAUUCAACGGAAUCUGACUGGGCAUAUAUCUUGUACAUGCUGGGUCGUUACGGAGGUGGAUCAUUUUGGAUGGGUAACAUCGUGCCCUGAUCCUCCCUGUCCCGGCCCACUUAUUCAACCCCUGACCCACCCCCCCACCCUAGUCACCAUGACAUCUGCAUCCUGGCCCCAGCUGCUGGCUUUCAAACUGUCCCCUCCACCACAUGACCCGGGGAGCCCAGAGAGGAUCCUCAGCUGUGACGAGGAGAUAGAGCGACGUUAUGAGAUCGUUCCCUCUGUGGCCUGCUCCAUGUGCUGCCUCUUCGGCAUCAUAUACUGCUUCUUUGGUUACCGUUGCUUCAAGGCGGUGAUGUUCCUAACAGGCUUGAUGUUUGGCUCCGUCAUCAUCUUUCUGCUGUGUUAUAAGGAGCGUGUCCUGGACACCCAGCUGAGUGUGGAGGCCUCGGUGGGCAUCGGCCUGGGCAUCGGUACCCUCUGUGGCCUGGUCACCAUGCUGGUGCGCUCUGUUGGACUAUACAUGGUGGGGCUACUGCUGGGACUACUGCUGGGCAUCGCCUCACUGGUGGUAAUGGAGGAGUUCCACCACCCGCGGACGGUGUGGGUGCCCCUGGGGGUGUUGCUGGGGUCAGGCAUGCUGUUCGCCGUCCUCACCCUCCAAUGGCAGCGCUUCUUCACCACCCUCUCCACUGCUGUGUUCGGCUCGGCUGUCAUCACCGUCACUGUGGACUACUUCAUUGAACUGUUUGCCCUCGUCAGAUACAUAUUUGAGAGGAUCAAGGUGGCUCCACCCCGUCCUGUCUGCUGGUUCACCUGGGUCAUCAUGGGGGUGUGGCCUGUACUGGCAUUGCUGGGGGUCCUCAUCCAAUGGAAGGUCACCGCCGAGGGAUACUCACACACUGAGGUUGUUCUCAGUCGACAGCAGCGGAGGGUCCAGUUGAUGAGGAUCCACCAGAAGGAAGAGAGGAUGCAGAAAGAAGUGAGGAAGAAGAAGAAGAGACAGAAGCAACAAAAGCAGAAGCAGCCGGAGCAGCUCCAGCAUCAGCAGUACCACCGCCCUCCUCCACCUACCUACCCUCCUCCUACCGCCGCCACCACCGCCACCACCACCACCACCAACAAACCCCUCCUCCCUGAGCCUAUCACCUACCACAGGAAACCAAACCCCAUUCGACGCUUCGAUGGGGACGUGCUGUCCCCUAGUUACAUCGCUAGUUUCCGGGACAGACAGGUGGACAGACGGGAUUACCCUCACCACGGCAGACCGAUCGCCAGGCACCACAUGGCUGACCGUGACUACGACUGUGGAUCCCAAGUACCCCUGACCGCCCCCAAUGGACCGGCUGUACGAGUUUGACAUUGACAAUAACCUUUAUAUCCCAUGACAGUGCUCCUACAGGUUUGGAGUGGUACUGUUUGUCCUUUUCCUUGUCCAGUGAAGGUCUCCAGUGUCCAGAUUGAAUGUUAAUCUCUGGAUUCAUGUAAUCUGAGGUGGAUAUCAGAAGGUUAAUGUCACCCGUACCCAUCUCUUUUCUUUUACCCUGAAGCAAAUCAGUGUCCAGACUGAGAUUGACCUUUGAACCCUGGACUGACUUAUUCUGAGGGGGGGGGGGGGGGGGGUAUGGGAAUGAAAGGCCUUUUGAUGUCUUCCAUUGUCCUCUCUUCCAUUCCGUUCUUUAGUCUGUGGUUUACAUGGGCCGUGGAACAUAUAAACCCUGCUGUGGUUCCCUUCGUCUCAGCUCUUAAAAGACAUCUAUUUUUGGAGCGUUACAAUUUCCCCUGAACAUGUAUGGCAAUACCUGCAUAGGGUCUUAAAGGUGUGGAAGGACAUUUUAACAUUACCAGAAAGACAUCAACUUCCCUGGAAAUAUGUCACCGUUGAACAGUUGAAAUACCGUUUUUUUUCUCCUACUGUGUGAUAUGUGGGCUAGUGUUGAUGUGUUGUGUGUCUAAUAGCAUUGUACUGUGUCUGUGUGUGUGUCUACUGCCCACAGUCCAUUAUUAGCCCUGCACUAAGUCUCUUUUAAUCUGCUCAUCUUCAACAUGGCUAAGAGAUGUUACCUUUAAAUCUACUGUAUUAUUCAAAGAAACCUGCUAUGGCUUCGAUCUUGCCUUUACUGGCCUUGUGGGGGAGAUGGAGUAGAAAUCACCUGCUAUUUCUCUCCUCCCCCUUCUCCUCUCCCCUCCCCCUUCUCCUCUCCCCUCCCCUCCUCUCCCCCUUCUUCUCUCCUCUUCCCUUCUCUCCCCCUUCU
This is a messenger RNA of Oncorhynchus kisutch (coho salmon), 2646 nucleotides long. It is a transcript of the gene tmem198aa, whose product is annotated as transmembrane protein 198aa. The record is from RefSeq and is a predicted model, not a curated record. The coding region runs from base 546 to 1751 and encodes 401 amino acids. The transcript has 7 exons. Gene Ontology annotation, cellular component: plasma membrane; cytoplasmic vesicle. Gene Ontology annotation, biological process: positive regulation of canonical Wnt signaling pathway. Lineage: Eukaryota; Metazoa; Chordata; Actinopteri; Salmoniformes; Salmonidae.